Suillus fuscotomentosus is the source of this 867-nucleotide messenger RNA. RefSeq lists its product as uncharacterized. NCBI's taxonomy places the organism in Eukaryota, Fungi, Basidiomycota, Agaricomycetes, Boletales, Suillaceae. Bases 1 to 867 code for a protein of 288 amino acids. The record is from RefSeq and is a predicted model, not a curated record. The transcript has 3 exons.
AUGGGGGGCCAGGGCACACAUCUUCUCAAUGUGUUAUUGACGUCAUUCCUCUACACUCCUCCCUCUUUCUAUACAUUCAUUGAAUUCAUGGAUUUCAGCCAGCUCGACUACAUUCUCGAACACAUGGCAUCACGCUACAAGGUGGAUGCGCAGGAGGUGUUGGACAAAUGGUUGGAGAAGCUCCUCGAAGGUAUACCUUGCAUCGUUGGAGGGUUGACAGCGCUUCUCGGGACCCUCGAAGGACGAGGGGGAAACUUCCCAUGGAAGACCCUACCUACCGUUCUAGCCUGUCGUGGCUGUAUCCUCGAAAAAUACCCAGAAGACAUCCUUAUGCCCGGCGAGAGACGUUCAACCCUUGCAAAAAGCAAGGGUAUACACGACCUUACUAUCCAUGAGCGCUUCAAACUUGCGGAUGCCCUCAAGAAUGAUGCCCUCACCUGUAAAUCUGUCGCAACAGACGCCCUCAAAAGUCUUACGGCCUCACGUGUCCCUGUCAUUGUUGGAGAAGCGCCCAUCGCAAAGUCUCUUCACACUCGUGGGCGACGAGGGUUUGCCAAUGGAUGGAUUGAUAGGUUUGGCCUGACCCAUCUGGGCAACACUUCUCCUUCAAAAUCUGGUGCCACGUCAUCUAAUCGGCGCAGACUCCAUGUAUUCGUAGAAGUCCCACUUGCACCACCCUCCUGGAGGUUGAAGGCAAUUCAGCAAUGUUCACCGGUCACUGAACCCAAUCACAGCGACCUUGUCCCAGAGAUCACCACCAUCAAGGACGGCACUAUUAAUGAUGACGAUGCAGUCAGCAAUGCCACUAGCAAGGACGAAGGAGACAUCAAUGAGCUUUUCAGUUCGCAGCUGCAGGAACAAACAUGA